This is a messenger RNA of Spirometra erinaceieuropaei, 537 nucleotides long. The record is from the annotation of a GenBank genome assembly. NCBI's taxonomy places the organism in Eukaryota, Metazoa, Platyhelminthes, Cestoda, Diphyllobothriidea, Diphyllobothriidae.
AUGAAGACUACCUUCUACACCACUUUCGCCAAUCUGACGAAGGCCCUCGAUACGGUGAAUCCUGAUGAACUUCAGAGAUGUCCGGAGCGAUUUACUCAAAUGGUAAGGCAACACGACGGGAUGAUGGCUCGCGUCACGGACAACGAGACAAUCUCGGUGGCCAUUGGAGUGAAUCAGGGCUGCGUACUCGCCUCUGCCCUAUUCAGUCUCAUGUUCUCCGCCUUGUCAAUGGAUACCAGCCGUGAGGGACCGGCGGGGAUCGACACCAAGCCUCGAAGUGACGGAAACCUGUUUAACGUCCGUCGUCUGAAGGCAUUUUCGAAGGUGGCCGAGGACAGAGUCAAUGACCUAGUGUUCGCGGCUGACCGGGUGCUAAACACCACAACGAAAGGCGACUUGUCGCGGAGUGUGGAACUGUUCGACUUCGGCUGCUCCAACUUCUCCCUGGCCAUCAGCACGGAGAGGACAGUGGUCCUGCACCAACCGCAAACAGGUGCUGACUACACCGAACCCCCUAUCCGUGUCAGUGGGUCUUAG